This is a messenger RNA of Cucurbita pepo subsp. pepo (vegetable marrow), 2799 nucleotides long. Its product is annotated as glutamate--tRNA ligase, cytoplasmic. NCBI's taxonomy places the organism in Eukaryota, Viridiplantae, Streptophyta, Magnoliopsida, Cucurbitales, Cucurbitaceae. Gene Ontology annotation, molecular function: ATP binding; glutamate-tRNA ligase activity. The record is from RefSeq and is a predicted model, not a curated record. Gene Ontology annotation, cellular component: methionyl glutamyl tRNA synthetase complex; cytosol; cytoplasm. Gene Ontology annotation, biological process: translation; glutamyl-tRNA aminoacylation.
UGGCCCAUAGAUAUUUAUAAUCUAUGUUCCCUUGGGUUCAAAAUUCCUCAAAUGCUUCCAGCGUGCGAUUUUCGUAGAUAAAUAUUGUAGGUCGUAUUCUGCGGGUAGAUAUUGAAGAUCUUCGGCGGCUGUUUACCAUUCCACCACCUCUCUGCUUGUUUUUCUUUUUCCAUACCCCACGAUUUGCCUUCUUUCCGUGUUGUUUUUCCUAUCUAAAACCCUAAGAUUUGCUUCAAUUUCAGUCUGUAUUUGAUCGUUUCUGCUGGUGUUGAGGAUUAUGGAUGUUAAGCUUUUGUCAUUUCCGGCCGAUUGCCCUCCACUCUCUGUCAUUGUGGCGGCCAAGAUUGCUGGUAUUACUUCUCCUGCAGAUUCUUCACUUCCUUCUGGUUCCGCUCCCACAUUUCUGUUCAGCAGCGGGCUGAAGUUGCAUGGAACGUCUGUGCUUCUACGUUAUAUUGGUCGAGUUGCCAACAUUCCUAAUUUCUAUGGACAGAAUGCAUACGAGUCCAGUCAGAUUGACGAAUGGCUAGAGUAUGCUCCUAUCCUUUCGUCUGGUUCUGCAUUUGAGAGUGCAUGCAGUUAUGUUGAUAAGUACUUGGAAAAAUGCACAUUUCUUGUUGGUCAUUCUUUGUCAGUUGCAGAUGUAGCUGUCUGGUCUGGUUUAGCAGGAACUGGGCAACGGUGGGAAAGCUUGAGAAAGUCAAAGAAGUACCCAAAUCUUCAACGGUGGUUUAAUUCACUCUUAGCAGAAUAUUGUGUUGACUUGGAUGAUGUCUUAACUACAUAUGUUGGCAAAAGAGGCGGAAAGUCUUCAGGAGCAAAAUUGAAGGAUCAACAGGGUCUCAGUCAAAAGACAAAUAGUGUCAGUCAGGACACCUCUGAUAAGGGGAAACAGGGAAGCAGAUCUACAUUUGAAGUUGAUCUUCCAAAUGCGGAGUUUGGGAAGGUGCGUUUGCGUUUUGCACCUGAGCCUAGUGGAUAUCUUCACAUUGGGCACUCAAAAGCAGCAUUGUUGAAUCAGUAUUUUGCCCAGCGGUACAAUGGUGAAGUCAUUAUCAGGUUUGAUGAUACAAAUCCAGCUAAAGAAAGUAAUGAGUUUGUAGAAAAUCUUCUGAAAGACAUUGAAACACUGGGUAUAAAGUAUGAAACUGUCACAUAUACUUCAGAUUACUUCCCUCAAUUAAUGGAAAUGGCUGAAAACUUAAUUCGUCAGGGUAAAGCAUAUGUUGAUGAUACUCCACGUGAGCAGAUGCAAAAAGAACGAAUGGAAGGCAUUGAAUCAAAACAUAGAAGCAAUAGUCCUGAAGAGAAUCUUAGGUUAUGGAAGGAGAUGAUAUUAGGAACUGAGAAGGGUUUACUUUGCUGUCUUCGUGGAAAACUUGAUAUGCAGGAUCCUAACAAAUCCCUUAGAGAUCCAGUGUAUUACCGUUGUAAUCCUAUUCCCCACCAUCGGAUUGGUUCCAAGUAUAAGAUAUACCCAACUUAUGAUUUUUGCUGUCCGUUUGUUGAUUCUAUUGAAGGCAUUACACAUGCACUUCGGUCCAGCGAAUACCAUGACCGCAAUGCCCAGUACUACCGAAUCCAGGAAGAUAUGGGUCUAAGAAAGGUUCAUAUAUAUGAAUUUAGCCGGUUGAACCUGGUGUAUACACUUCUCAGCAAGCGUAAGCUUUUAUGGUUUGUUCAAAAUGGGAAGGUUGAUGGGUGGGAUGAUCCCCGUUUUCCAACAGUACAAGGAAUUGUUCGAAGAGGUUUAAAAAUUGAAGCUUUAAUACAGUUUAUCCUUGAACAGGGGGCAUCAAAAAAUCUCAACCUUAUGGAGUGGGAUAAACUAUGGACCAUUAAUAAAAAGAUUAUAGAUCCUGUGUGUCCCAGACAUACUGCUGUUGUAGAAGAGCGACGUGUGUUAUUUACCCUUGAUAAUGGUCCAGAAAAACCAUUCGUCCGAGUAAUACCAAAGCAUAAAAAAUAUGAAGCUGCUGGUGAAAAAUCUACAACUUUCACAAAGGGGAUAUUGAUUGACCAAGUGGAUGCGCAAUGUAUCAAGGUGGAUGAAGAAAUCACCUUAAUGGACUGGGGUAAUGCAAUAGUAAAACGCAUCGAGAAGGACCAAGAUGGAUUUGUCACACAGAUGUCCGGAAUUUUACAUCUCGAAGGUUCUGUAAAGACCACAAAGUUGAAGGCCACUUGGCUGCCAGAUAUAAACGAACUAGUCACCCUCUCGCUUAUGGAGUUUGAUUAUCUAAUCACAAAAAAGAAGCUCGACGAAGGAGAGGAUUUUCUUGAUGCAUUAAAUCCAUGCACGAAAAAGGAGACAGUUGCUCUGGGGGAUUCAAACAUGCGAAAUCUAAAGCGUGGAGACAUAUUGCAGUUAGAGAGGAAGGGAUAUUUCAGAUGCGAUGUUCCAUAUGUCAGGCCAUCGAAACCGAUAGUCCUAUUCGCAAUCCCAGAUGGCAGGCAACAGGCAUGUUUGAAGUAAAAUCUCUACCAAUUUCGUCAGAGUCAUUGUUUGAUAUCUAUGCAUAACUCUUUUUUCCCAUAUUCUGGUGUCUUAGAUGGCAAUAGAUUUCCAUUUGGCCUAUCAAAUACAGAUUAUAGGGCUUGAGAAAUUUCAGAAUGACUUAUAACAGCUUUAUUUUACUCUCUAGAACAUGUGUUUACUGCGUUCAAGUAUGGGAUUCAGAGUAGAAUAGAACACAUAUCAAACGAACAUUGAUAUCUUUAGGAUUAGCACAAGUAUGUUGAAAGAAACAUGCAUUGAAAUUACAGUGUUUAUCUGAAUGAAGCCUUAGUUUUUGUUUA